AUGUCGCUUCAUAGUUAUCUGGAAGAAGCUUACGGUUCCGGUUCGAAGAAGAAGAAAGGCAAGACCAAGACGAAGACAAAGGAAAACGCUACUUAUGAGGCAUCUAAUGGUUCAAUAACUAUCACCGAAGGACCAGAAAGACCAUUUGAAAGCGAAUCGGUGGAAGCUAGAUCACUCAAAUCCGCCAGCAGGAAGGAAAGCAAGAAACUGUGGAAGAAUUUAGAUACAGAUGAACUUGUGACUGAAAAGGGAACUAGCACCUGCAAUACGGGGAUAAAGAAGCUGUCCUCUGGUGCACACGCUGGCUUGCAGACCGUGGAGCAACUAGAGGGGCAGACGCGGAUCAAGGAUGUACAAGUGGCUAAGUCGAAUGCAGGCACCACAGUGAACCAAACGACGGUGUUUAGAGAUGAAAGAGGACAUAGGAUUACGGACUAUGAGGUGCAUGUGGCUCGCGAGGCGCAGGAAAAGGAUGCCCGUGAGCGACUGGAGGCUAAAAGACUGGCAGAAUUAAAUAUGGGUGAAAUCCAGCGAUAUAUGAUGGAGAAUUCGUUGAGCCAAGUACCUCAGGUUGCUAGCCACAACAAAAUGGCCUCUGACGAUCCAGCCACUUUAUUCGCAAACCAAAUGACUGGCCAAGAGAAUACUAGAGUGUCGUUUCUGGGCAGGAGGCUUUACGAUAAAAUCUCCAUGGAAAAUCGGUUUGGAAUUGCACCAGGUUGCAGGUGGGACGGCGUGGAUAGAUCUAAUGGAUUUGAGAGAAAAUGGUUUGCAAAGCAACAAGAGCUGAAUGAGAAAAAAGUGGAAAAGUACACUUUGCAAGAAGAUGACUAG
Molecule: messenger RNA, 834 nt
Organism: Torulaspora globosa
Lineage: Eukaryota; Fungi; Ascomycota; Saccharomycetes; Saccharomycetales; Saccharomycetaceae
Gene: BUD13
Product: Bud13p
Exons: 1
Coding region: 1-834 (277 amino acids)
Biological process (GO): mRNA splicing, via spliceosome
Cellular component (GO): U2-type spliceosomal complex; RES complex
Molecular function (GO): RNA binding
Source: RefSeq, a predicted model, not a curated record